Molecule: messenger RNA, 714 nt
Organism: Linnemannia hyalina
Lineage: Eukaryota; Fungi; Mortierellomycota; Mortierellomycetes; Mortierellales; Mortierellaceae
Source: the annotation of a GenBank genome assembly
AUGGCAUCCCAGGACAACAACAACGACGACAUCAACGCAGCAUACAUGAACAUGCUCAACAGAAACAUCCCAGGCGUCGGAAACAACCCCCUCCACCCCGCCUCCACCACCAUCACAAAACCAACAACGAUGCACCUCUCAAACAAGUCCACCAACGCCAACCUCACCAGCUCGCCAUCAGUAACCAAAAAUCAACAGCACGCAAUCGAUACCCUUCAGGCAGCUAUCAAGGACGCACUCUACAUCUCCGAGGGCGAAGAACCAUACCAAACCGUCCAUAUCUCACCUACCACUACUGGUACCGCUGGAGCCACAGCAGCAACGGCAUUGACGAAGAAUACGUCAUUUCCAACAGAACAAGAGUUCGUCACUCUACUCCAAACCUCCCAACUCUUACCCUCCUUCCAACAAUUGACCCAAACCGAGGACGAGGACGAAGGAAACACCUGCGAAAAAUCAUCCAACUUUCGACCAAUCCUCAACAAGUCCAAUCCUGGAUCCGAGAAACUUGCACAAGCACUCCACGAUAUCUUUGGUCUCCCUUCCACUCCUGAAGUAAUGACAGCAACUACUAUUACUGCAGUUCCUGAGAACGACAAGAUGGUGUUGUACAGGGUCGCCGAUCCAUCCUCUUCAACAAAGGUUCAUAUUUGGAUCCUUGGCUGGAUCGAUGGUGAUCUCAUCGGUCUCCACACCAUUGCCAUCGAAUCGUAA